Messenger RNA from Cynara cardunculus var. scolymus (artichoke), 3014 nucleotides. Its product is annotated as ribonuclease J-like. Lineage: Eukaryota; Viridiplantae; Streptophyta; Magnoliopsida; Asterales; Asteraceae. The record is from RefSeq and is a predicted model, not a curated record. Bases 210 to 2765 code for a protein of 851 amino acids. The transcript has 18 exons.
GGCUGAUGGAUAACUUUUCACUUGAAGUUGAAGAAGCUGGUAAAAUCUCUUGCAUAAUCUGAUUCUUACCCGGUGACAAUUUAUAGUUUUAUGCAGAGUUCAUCAAUCUUUUGAAGUUUUGAUUCAUUUUCUGCAUCUCCAGGGCCUUAUUUUGUUACAGACAUUGGAUAGUGCAUACUCUGCUUCAGAAUCCUGGAUUCGCCACAAAAAUGGCAAUGGCCGGAUUCAGCGCUAUAUCACCUUGUCAUCACAGGCUCUGGUGGCAACCCAACACUUCCAAGCUUCCCGUUUCUUGCUCUAUGCCCCUUCCAUCCUUUACAGGUACUCAUGGAUCUAGAGUAAGCCAUAAGCGUUCUGGAAGAUUGGAAGGGCCUGGGAAGAGCAUGGAAGACUCUGUGCAACGCAAAAUGGAGAAGUUCUAUGAGGGGUCUAAUGGCCCACCUCUUCGUGUUCUUCCAAUUGGUGGUCUAGGAGAAAUUGGAAUGAAUUGCAUGCUUGUUGGGAAUUAUGAUCGUUAUAUUCUGAUUGAUGCUGGUGUCAUGUUCCCAGACCAUGAGGAUCUCGGUGUUCAGAAAAUUAUACCAGACACCACAUUUAUAAAGAAGUGGAGCCAUAAAAUUGAAGCGGUUGUUAUAACACAUGGGCAUGAAGAUCACAUUGGUGCGUUGCCUUGGGUUAUACCAGCUUUGGAUUUACGUACUCCGAUAUUUGCAUCAUCCUUUACAAUGGAGCUCAUUAAGAAGCGUUUGAAGGAAUCCGGGAUAUUUGUGCCAUCUAGGCUUAAAACAUUUAAAACAAAAAAGAAAUUUGUUGCUGGACCAUUUGAGAUAGAGCCUAUUAGGGUCACCCAUUCUAUUCCUGAUUGUUCUGGAUUGGUUCUUCGCUGCUCCGAUGGUAUUAUUCUUCAUACCGGGGACUGGAAGAUUGAUGAGUCACCAUUGGAUGGACAAGUUUUUGACCGUGAAGGUUUAGAACAACUCUCAAAAGAAGGAGUAACUUUGAUGAUGAGUGAUUCAACAAACAUACUCUCACCUGGAAGGACACUUAGUGAAACCGUUGUAGCAGAUUCACUACUACGACAUAUAUCAGCUGCAAAAGGAAGGGUUAUUACCACUCAGUUUUCAUCAAAUAUCCAUCGGCUUGGAAGUGUGAAAGCUGCAGCUGAUUUAACUGGCAGGAAGUUGGUAUUUGUUGGGAUGUCUUUAAGGACAUACCUUGAUGCUGCAUGGAAAGAUGGAAAGGCACCAAUUGAUCCUUCGACUCUUGUGAAAGUUGAAGACAUUAAUGAUUAUGCUCCAAAAGACUUGCUAAUUGUCACUACGGGCUCUCAAGCAGAACCACGUGCUGCACUUAACCUUGCAUCAUAUGGAAGUAGUCAUUUUUUCAAGUUGAGCAAAGAAGACGUAAUUUUGUAUUCUGCCAAGGUGAUCCCUGGUAAUGAAUCUCGAGUGAUGAAAAUGUUUAAUCGGUUAUCAGAGAUUGGACCGACAAUAGUAAUGGGUAAAAAGGAGCAACUACACACAUCUGGUCAUGCCUGUCGUGAAGAAUUGGAAGAAGUGCUGAGGAUCGUAAAGCCACAACAUUUUUUACCCAUUCACGGAGAGCUCUUAUUCCUCAAAGAACAUGAAUUGCUCGGGAAAUCCACUGGAAUUCAUCACACUGUUGUCAUAAAGAAUGGAGAAAUGCUUGGGGUUUCUCAUUUGAGGAACAGAAGAGUUUUAUCUAAUGGUUUCAUAUCCCUUGGAAAAGAAAAUUUGCAGUUGAUGUACAGUGAUGGUGACAAAGCGUUUGGUACAGCUACCGAUCUUUGUGUUGACGAGAGGGUGAGAAUAGCAUCAGACGGAAUAAUAGUUGUGAGCAUUGAAAUCAUGCGGCCUCAAGCUACAGAGAGUGCAUUUAAAGAAACCAUAAAAGGAAAAAUAAGAAUAACUACACGUUGCUUAUGGCUUGAUGAUGGGAAACUUCUAGAUGCUCUUCAUAGUGCUGCACAUGCUGCGCUAUCAAGUUGUUCAGUCAAAAGUCCCUUACCUCAUAUCGAAAGAAUUGUUUCGGAGCUUUUAAGGAAAAUGGUAAGAAAGUAUAGUGGUAAGAGGCCAGAAGUCAUCACCCAUGCUGUUGAAAACCCGGCUGCUGUCCUUGCUGACGAAAUUAACGGAAAGCUGUCUGGUGUCCACCAUGGUUUUGAGAUACCUUUGGCGAAAACGGUGGAUGGAAGUCCAAAAAAGAAAUGGACAACAAAGAUUCAAGAAAGCAAAAGUCUUGAUCUCUCAAUGGGCCGACAUGAAAUUAAAGGUGCUGCGACCAAUGAUGACGGAAUGUUAUCUAAGGAAGAAAUUGCAACUCCUUCCGACUCAGCAGAGAGUUCUGUUCCUAAUUCUGAAUUAUCGCACGAUUUAAGUAAAGCAAACACGAAACCCGAAUCAGUUGGUGAAUCAGAAGAUGGUAGCAAGGGUUCUAAUACAAAGAAGCCUGUGAAAAGAAACAGAUGGAAACCAGAAGAGGUUAAGAAACUUAUUGAAUUUCGUGGGGAGCUGAAUAGUAGAUUCCAAGUUGUCAAGGGACGAAUGGCACUUUGGGAAGAGAUUUCCGUUAACCUUUCCAAUGAGGGGUCUAGUCGAAGCCCAAGCCAAUGUAAAUCCUUAUGGGCAUCACUGAUCCAAAAAUACGAGGAAAGUAAGAAUGAGCCUGAAAGCGAGAGAAGCUGGCAGUAUUACGAGGACAUGAAUACCAUCUUAUCGGUUCCUGAUGCAAUGGUAAAGAAAUAAGCAAAACAUCUGUUUCUCGCAUUCAGGUGACACUAAAUCUUUACAUGUAGCGUUAGCCGAAGGGAUUGUGCAUUUGUCACCAUACGAUAUUCAUUAAGGUUGCUUAUUCUAAUGCGGAAAACAAGAUGAGAAAGUUAAGCUGUAGCCAUGAGCAGCAUAAAUUUUGUAAUUUUAUGUAGAAAAAGCUGUAUUUGAAACAGACGCAUCGUCUUUUAUAGUAAUUUAGUUGAUGAACAUAUUUUCGCGGCC